AUGAAUGGUGAACAGAAGAGUGAUUUGUGGGAAGCAUACCACAGCUUAAUGGAUGAAGAAGAGGAAAAGAACGAAGAACCUCAACCACAAGUAAGAGUUUCCGCAAACGCUUUCAAAAUCGUUGAAAUGUAUGUAAGUUCAAGCGAUUCAGACGACGAACAGUUAGAAACAAAGUAUACAGAUAAUGAUCCAGAUAGCAACAAGCCAAUCAGAUCCGUUCAUGAAAUUCCAACUCACGAAUUACCACCUGGCGAAGUACCAGAGAACAUUCCAGAAAACUGGAAGCUAUUACCAGCAUGCAGGAUUUCUAACAAAGUAGGAAACCUUUGCACUGCAGAUCUUUUAGGUAAACCAUUAGAACCAGGCUCUCUUCUUCUUACACAAGACAGAAAGCCAACUACACGUGUCCUUGAGCUCUUUGGACAAAUUGAGAAUCCUAAAUUGAUCAUAAAUGGUGAUUAUCCAGUUGGAACUGUUUUGUACACUGUUGUUGAAGAUUCUUCAGUACCAGAUCCGGAAUUAAUUGCUAGGAAAUAUAAGGGAACUGAUGCUUCUAACAAAUUCGAUGAAGCUGUUGAAAAACCUUCAGAUGAUGACGAUAUUUAUGGCAAUGAAGAUGAUGACGAAGAUGAACAUGUUUAUUAA
Molecule: messenger RNA, 645 nt
Organism: Trichomonas vaginalis G3
Lineage: Eukaryota; Parabasalia; Trichomonadida; Trichomonadidae
Product: H/ACA ribonucleoprotein complex non-core subunit NAF1 family
Exons: 1
Coding region: 1-645 (214 amino acids)
Biological process (GO): ribosome biogenesis; box H/ACA snoRNP assembly
Cellular component (GO): sno(s)RNA-containing ribonucleoprotein complex
Molecular function (GO): RNA binding
Source: RefSeq, a predicted model, not a curated record